This is a messenger RNA of Nerophis lumbriciformis (worm pipefish), 3238 nucleotides long. RefSeq names its product seizure related 6 homolog (mouse)-like (gene sez6l). Gene Ontology annotation, cellular component: neuronal cell body; endoplasmic reticulum. Gene Ontology annotation, biological process: regulation of protein kinase C signaling; synapse maturation. Lineage: Eukaryota; Metazoa; Chordata; Actinopteri; Syngnathiformes; Syngnathidae. The record is from RefSeq and is a predicted model, not a curated record.
CACUCGAUUCCGCUCGUCCGCUGCUCGUGCGUGAAGACCCACGCAGGACGGACGCACUGACCCCCCCCCCUACCGCCCCGCCCCCUCGCGUGGACCACCGGCGGGUGUCGCCAUGUCUCCGUCCGCGUGCACGGCGUGCACGUUAUUGUUGAUGGUGAUGAUGAUGACGUGCAGCUGCGUGACGGCGCGUGCAGCAGAGGGCGCACAAGAGCAGCAUGUUGAUCUUCCAGGGGCUGUCGUGUCCCCCACCGCGGCCCAGGACAAGCUCUCCUCUCUGGGCUCGCCGCUCAGCGUCAGCCCCCUCUCCGCAGCCGGGGGGUCCGUGGCCCCUGGUGUCCCCACGUCCCCCAGCACAGUGCGGGCUCCUCUCCCGCGCACGCCGACACACGUGUCCGAGCAAACGGAUGAGCUCGCCGCAGAGGCCGCGGCCUCCGUGACAGGAAGUGCAUGGGAAGACUCCGGCUGCUUCAUCACCUUGUCGCAGCCUGAAGGUUACAUUGACUCGUCUGAUCCACUUCCUGUGUCCGGCGGCGCCGUCGCACGCUGCACGUACAUCGUCACCGUGUACGCCGGUUAUGGCGUGGAGCUGCAGGUGAAAAGCGUCAACCUGUCCGACGGUGAGCAGCUGUCCAUCAAGGGAGUGGACGAGGGCGGAGCCUGGCUGGUCCUGGCCAAUCAAACGCUGCUGGUGGAAGGUCAGGUGAUCCGCAGUCCCAGCAACACCUUGUCCGUGUCCUACUGCUCGUCUCUGGAGGGAAACGUGGGCGUGUUCCUGCUGCACUACCAAAUUUUCAGGCUGAGCUGCUCACUUCCCAAGAGGCCUCACUUUGGGGAGGUGUCGGUCCUGGACCUCCUCCCAGGGGGCACGGCCCGCUUCCACUGCCACAUGGGCUACCACCUGCAGGGGGAGCCGCUGCUCACCUGUGUCAACGCCUCGCGGCCGAGGUGGAGCACCAAGGAGCCCGUCUGCAGAGCACUCUGCGGGGGCACAGUGAAGAACGCUACGGUAGGACGGGUUCUGUCCCCGUCCCCUGACCGCAGGCCCAACGCCACCCAGGACCGCUCGUGUUCUUGGUCCCUUGAGGCCCCCAAGGACCAGAGGCUGCACCUGCACCUGGAGCGCUUGGUGCUGGGACCCUCUGACAGGCUGGUUCUGUGGAGCGGCUUGGACGCGGGUUCCGUGGUUCUGUUUGACUCGGGUCGAAGCGGACACGUCCCUUUUGAGGGUGUAAUCAGCGAGGGUCCUGCGGUAAGGGUCCAGUUCAUCACGGAGCAACCCAGCCAGAACACAGGAUUUAACAUCCGCUUCGAAGCCUUUGAGCGGGGUCACUGCUACGAGCCUUACCUUCAGAACGGCAACUUCACUACAUCGGACCCCCUCUACGGCGUGGGAGCGGUGGUUCAGUUCAGCUGCGACCCGGGUCACUCCCUAGAACAAGGCCCGCCUGUCAUUGAAUGCAUCAGUGCCAGGGACCCGUACUGGAAUGACACAGAACCGCUCUGUAAAGCACAGUGCGGGGGCGACCUGAGCGGUCCCGGAGGGGUGAUUCUGUCCCCCAACUGGCCCGAGUGGUACGGCGAAGGCGAGGACUGUAGUUGGCGACUCCACGUGGGCGAAGACAAGCGAGUGCUGCUCGACAUCCAGCUCCUGAAUAUCAGCGAUGGCGAUGUGUUGACUGUCACUGACGGUGAUGAGGGUGUGGCCCAGGUCCUAGGACGCUACCCGGGGGGCGGCAGCCCUUUCAAGCUCUUCUCCAGCACCCCCGACCUGAGCGUCACAUUCCACUCGGACCCGGCUGGGCUGGUUCUUGGCAAAGGAGAGGGCUUCAUCAUCAACUAUAUGGAGGUGUCUCGGAACGACUCCUGCCCCGACCUGCCAGAGAUUCAGAACGGCUGGAAGACGAGGUCGCACGUGGCGCCGGUCCGAGGCGCUCGCGUCACCUACCAGUGCGACCCGGGCUACGACCUGGUGGGCCGGGAGACCCUCAGCUGCCAGCUGGACCUCUCGUGGAGCUCGCAGCCUCCAUUUUGUGAAAAGAUCAUGUACUGUUCUGACCCGGGUCACGUGGAACACUCCACCCGCUCCCUGUCAGACUCCAAGCUGCUGGUGGGCGCCACCAUUCGCUACCGUUGCAACCCCGGCUACGUCCUGCAGGGCGGCGCCACCAUCACGUGCUACGGCCGCGAGCCAGGGACCCCCGUGUGGACCUCGCAUCUCCCCCACUGCGCUGCUGAGGAUUUGCUGUCCUGCGAGAACCCGGGCGUCCCCGACAACGGCUACCAGAUCCUGUCCAAGCGGGUCUACCUGCCCGGCGAGACGCUCGCCUUCGUCUGUUUCCACGGUUACCAGCUCAUCGGGGAGGUGGCCAUCAGGUGCGUCCAGGGAAACCCGUCGUUUUGGAGCGGUCCGCUCCCGCUCUGCACAGCUGACCACGCCUGCUUCAGCAGCCACGCCCUGGAAGUUGCGCACGCCAGCAGCGGAUCGGUGCUGGACGGCGGUAACGUGGCAUUAGCCGUCUUCCUCCUGGUCGUCCUGCUGUCUGCGCUGCUGGGAGGCGUUUAUGUGCUCGUCACACGGUGCCGCCGUCCGUCCAACCUGCGGCUGCCCCUCAUCUACCCCCACCGGUACAGGCAGAUCACCGCGGAGGCGGAGUUUGACAACCCACUCUACGAGGCGGGCGGGGACACUCGGGAAUACGAAGUGUCCAUCUGAGGAACGCUGCAGUCCCCCCCCCCACCUCGCCACCCAGAGGGAGGUGAUGUAAAUACGCUCAAUGAUGUCCAGCCCCCUUCUCGGGAAGAAGGCGAGAUUGGGCGGGGCUACGGAAAAACAGCGCUCAUCUUCAACGUCUUCAUCAUCUUCAUGGCACAAAGACGAGCAGCCAUGUUUUCAUGGACAGGAGACUUCUUUAGGCAUGUUUGUUGAAUGUUGACAUUUUAAACACGUCUUUUUGUGUCUGUUGACCCCAACAAACCUGUCAGUCAAAGAUCAGGGUAUAGUUUGCUAGCACGACUGCUAAGCUAUUGUUAGCUCCUACGUGGAGGGUCGCCACCUGCUGGCUAUUAGUGAUGUUUCCUAUCUCUAAAAUGUUUUUUGUUUUUUACUCCAAGUAAUGAUCAACAACAUCAUCCUCAUCUUGUAAAUAUGUAAAUAAAUUAUGUAUUUUAUGUCUUUAUUUAUUCAUGUGCUGUUGUCUGACCAUUUUCUUGAUGCCCUAAAUAAAUGGUACUGUACGUG